CGCUUUAGUUCAUGAAAGUGCUAAAGUGCACCUCCUGUACCUGAACCCCUUCCUCCUCCUCAACGUACACAUACACAUUAACCGCUUUAGCCUGUAGCUGGCCCGGCGGAGCGUCUUUAACCUGCCACCAUCCGCACUCUGCUCCUAGUCUGAAGGAGACGUCUGAUGCUCCGUCAGCCUGGGUUUUAGUUCCUGGCGCUGUCACCCUCCUCUGCCUGUCAGCUGUGUGAGGCUACUGUAACUCCCACGACAACACCGCCAGGUAAACACCCAUGAAGACGCCGCGGUUGACCCCUCACCCAUGGAGGCCAGCUCAAUAACACACAGAGAACGCGUGGAGGUCGAGGCACCAUGGAUCUCUUGGCGCUCGCUCUGGUGGUAGCCCCUCUCCACUGAUCUCUCCCUUUCCCCAUCUUUUCCUCCAUCUCCCCCCUUAAGCCUACCCCUCUUCCUCUUAUUCUUUCUUUCUUACCCUUCACAACCACUCAGCCCUUCCUUAAAUCAUGGCAGGGGAGAAAGCUCCCAACAAGCGGAGCGCCAUGGACAUCAAGCGCCUGGCGAGCCUCAUUCAGAGAGGAACGGGCCGCCUGCUGGUGAUCGACAGCAGGACCUUUUCUGAGUACAACGCGUCACACGUGCAAGGUGCGGUCAAUGUCUGCUACUCCAAGCUGGUGAAGAGGCGACUGCAGCAGGACAAGGUCUCCGUCACCGAGCUGCUGCAGCCCAAUGGCAAAGUGAAGGUGGAGCUGGGCAGGAAGCAGGAAGUGGUGGUUUACGACCAGAGCUCCAAAGAGGCAGGGCACCUGUCCAAAGACGGCUUUGUGCACAUCCUCAUGGGAAAGUUGGAGGGUACCUUCCACAAAGUCUCCCUGCUCACCGGAGGUUUCGCAGCUUUUUCCUCCUGUUUCCCCGGCCUGUGCGAGGGGAAGCCUGCCACUGCACUCCCAAUGAGCUUGUCCCAGCCCUGUUUACCUGUGGCAAACGUAGGACCAACUCGCAUCCUGCCACACCUCUACCUGGGUUCACAGAAAGACGUUCUCAACAAGGAUUUGAUGUCUCAGAAUGGCAUCACUUAUGUCCUGAACGCCAGCAACACCUGUCCCAAACCGGACUUCAUCAGUGAGAGCCAUUUCAUGCGCAUCCCAGUGAACGACAACUACUGCGAAAAACUGCUGCCCUGGCUGGACAAAACAAAUGAGUUUAUAGACAAAGCUAAGGUGUCAAACUGCAGAGUGAUUGUGCACUGCCUAGCUGGAAUUUCACGAUCAGCCACCAUCGCCAUUGCAUACAUCAUGAAGACAAUGGGCUUGUCAUCAGAUGAUGCCUACAGGUUUGUAAAGGACAGGAGGCCGUCCAUAUCCCCAAACUUUAACUUCCUGGGUCAGUUGCUGGAGUUUGAGAAGGGCCUGCGAUUACUACAAGCUUUAACCACAGAUGACAAGAAGUCUGAAAACAACUCCAAACAAAGCUCUGAGGUUAAUGGGGUCUCUGCCGUUUUUGAGAUCAACGGCCACCACACCAGCUGUGACUCAUCGGUGGCAGAUCCUCACACCCAGACUGAACCCAAGUUACCAUCUCCCACUUCCCUCCAGCAGGGCUUUAACGGCCUGCACCUCUCGGCAGAGAGGAUUAUGGACACUAACCGUCUCAAACGCUCCUUCUCUCUGGACAUUAAGUCUGUCUACUCUCCUAGCAGUCCACAUUGCCCCAGCAUGGCACCCACUCAUUCUGAAGACAUCCCCAAACUGUGCAAGCUCGACAGCCCGGGGACCGGCACCUCCAACGGUGUCUGCUCCCAGUCGCCCGUCCUCGACAGCCCCGGCUCUUUCGAUUCACCAUUCCCCUCACCGAGCAGCGGGGGUAGCAUUGGGGGUUUGGGUGGAAGUGAAGGAGUCCAUCGAUCUGGCACAUCCUCAUCCAGAUCCAGAAGAAAAACUAAGCACAGCUGCGGCAGUUCUCCAGUCCACUCCCAUCUGCAACAUCCUCCCCAGUCCCUCAGCUUGUCGCUGGACCACAAGAGCCCCAGCCUGGAAGAAAACCUCAGGGGUUCCUCGCUCCUCUCGCUACCCUCCCUGCCAUCUUUGGGGUCUGGGGCUAUGUGGACCAAACACAGAGACACUGUCCAGGCUACAACUCCCGUCACUCCAGUCACCCCAACCACGGACGCUCCCUGGCAUUUUGGAGCAGACGAAGGUGGUGAGGGAGAAAUGGAGCUGGGAGGAGGAGACGGGAGGGGAGAGGAGUCAUCGGUGCGGUUUGGUAGCAGCUCAGCAUACGUGGCGUUUGGAUGUAGCGAAGGCGCCAGGUUACGGGACAAAUCCCAGAGGGAGAAGCUCUCAGGGCCUCAGACACAGAGGGACCACUGGGACUCCACGUCCGCCAGCUCGAGUAAUGGUGUUCCUGCGUCAGAAAAGCAGUUCAAGCGCCGCAGCUGUCAGAUGGAGUUUGAGGAGGGCAUCUCCGAGACAAGGUCCAGGGAAGAACUGGGGAAAAUCGGGAAGCAGUCAAGCUUCUCCGGAAGCAUGGAGAUCAUUGAAGUGUCCUGACAGAUAAUGGACCUGGUGAGUGCUGUCCCAUGGGGCAAAAAGUGGACCUGUUUUAAGGGAGUGCCAGAAGAGGAAAAAUGAGGAGGAGCCAACAAAGGUUGUUUUUUUUUGUGCUCCCCUCCACAGUGUUAAAGACUCCAAUUGAGGGAAGGACAGAUACAAGCUGAGAGUUAAUGUGAACAGUUUCCAAACCUGGACUGACAGAGCCUCAGAUGUGAUGUUUUAGGUAGCCAUACUUAUUCUGAACUCUUAGAAAUUUGAGGAAAUCCUGGGGCAAGGGGAGAUAAAGGUGUGGCUGUUGGUACUGCAUUUUUUUUUUUUGUUUGUUUUAUUUCUGUCACAGGUUAAAAGAUAUCACCCCAAGUAAGCAUCACAUUGCAUCCUGAUUAUACAAAAUUCCCUGAUGUUCAGACUCAUACUGUUUACCUGUGGUUAAAUGUAGUGUGGGCUUCAGUGGGUGUGUAGCUUGUUUUUUGAUCCGAGCCCCAUGUUUCGUCCCGAAGUUCCACCCCCUGUGUCAGAGAACCGUGCACGGCUACAUCCGCCCCACCACCACCUUUUUCCCCCGUGGUCCGGCCCGCCCCAAAAUGCUGCAAAAGAACACCACCGACUGUAGUGGACUCCUUAAUAGUACUGCGUCCUCCUACUGUCACAGCACAAAACAGAGAGGUCCAGCGGACUUCACAUAAAGACGGUACUGCAUUCAAUAUAAUGAAGGAUCCUCUGUAUUCUGUUGAGGAAAAGACUUGUAACAACGGACAGUGUGUCCCUCCAAAGCACAGUGCAUCUAUCCUGACUUUGGCUCCUUUUGUUUCAAAUGUUAACAGCAUGAUAAGACUGAGGUUUCCGGAUCCCCCCCAGGCCUUUCCCCACCAUCUAUGGCCAGAAGAGAGCAUGCACCUGAAAGGCUGACUACAGACAGACAAAUACUAUAUAUAUACAAUAUGAAUAUAUAUAGCAAUUUUAAUGAACUUCUGUUCAGUUAUAGUUUUAAUUUAUUGUACUGCUUCAUUCUGGUAAUGAGAAAUAAUAUAAUGUUUUGUGGAUUCUUUUUUUCUUCUUCUUCUUCUGUUGAAUUGUUAUUAUUAUUUGCUGUAUGGUAUUUAUGAACACACACUCAUUACAAAUACACACAUUCAACAAAAUUCAAACAAGCAAUAUGUGCUGUUCCUUUUGUUUGAGAGAGUGAUGUAUGACUUUGAGAUGCACUUUUCUGCUGAGUGAUUACCAUUCACAUCCUGACAACACGACACUCCAAAAGCCAAGUUUUUGCUUCUGUUUUAUAAAAAAGAAAAGGCACAGACGUCCCACUGAUGAGAUCUGUAACCGGACCUCUGUGUUGUGAAUUCAGGGGUUUGUCACAACCGAGGGCCCAAUUAUGACUGAAAAGACUGUUUUUACUCAGCUGUGUGUCGAUAAGAAAAGAGCAGCCUAACAACUCGUUGACCAUACUCUUAUAUAUGUUGAAACAAAUGAGCCUGUCUUACAGCCUUGGCUGUGAACAAGUAUUUGUCCCUCACUGAUUUGUUUUGUUUCUUCCUCUAUAUUUUCCCCUCACACUUAAGUGUUUCUGGUCAUCAAAAUAAGGUUUUUAUUUGGCAAAGAUAACCUUAGUAAAUACAAAAUCCAGUUUUUUUUUAACAACAGAAAAAGUUAUUCAACCAACCUAAAAAAAACAACAAAAAAAACAAAUGUAUAUUUAAAAAAAGAAUUGCUCCCAAAUCCUAAUGACUGGUUGGACUACCCUUGACAAUCCUUUAGGAUUUUCUCGAAUAGAACAAAAUUCGUCGUUCCAUCGAUUACCUCAAGUCGUGCAAAGCAGCCUCAGACCAUCACUCUAUCAUAAUAAUGUUGAAUGCAGGUAAA
This is a messenger RNA of Poecilia latipinna (sailfin molly), 4412 nucleotides long. It is a transcript of the gene dusp8a, whose product is annotated as dual specificity phosphatase 8a. Gene Ontology annotation, molecular function: protein tyrosine/threonine phosphatase activity; MAP kinase tyrosine/serine/threonine phosphatase activity; MAP kinase tyrosine phosphatase activity. The transcript has 7 exons. The coding region runs from base 504 to 2546 and encodes 680 amino acids. NCBI's taxonomy places the organism in Eukaryota, Metazoa, Chordata, Actinopteri, Cyprinodontiformes, Poeciliidae. The record is from RefSeq and is a predicted model, not a curated record. Gene Ontology annotation, cellular component: cytoplasm. Gene Ontology annotation, biological process: peptidyl-tyrosine dephosphorylation; negative regulation of MAPK cascade.